This is a messenger RNA of Daktulosphaira vitifoliae (grape phylloxera), 1152 nucleotides long. RefSeq lists its product as uncharacterized. Bases 92 to 997 code for a protein of 301 amino acids. Lineage: Eukaryota; Metazoa; Arthropoda; Insecta; Hemiptera; Phylloxeridae. The transcript has 7 exons. The record is from RefSeq and is a predicted model, not a curated record.
UUUAAAAUUUCCUACUAAUUCAAUCACUACUAAAUACAUUAAACGAUAAACAUUCAAAAUAUCUUCUGUCAGUUUUAAACUCAUCCAUAAAAUGUUGAUCUAUCAGCUUUGCUUUAUUACAAUAAUAUUUUAUUUUUAUAAAAUCAACAUAGUAAAUUCUACAAACUUGAAUCCAUUUGCAAAAAGGUUAAAAUAUCUUCCAAACACAAUCCAAGAAUUAGAAGAUUUAAUUUUAAAAGGAGAAGAUGAUAUUAAAGUUAAAAGUUAUGAAAAGUUAAAGCAUAUAUAUAAGACGACAAAACAAAGAGAAGUAUUAGUUUCGAUAAUGAAGGUUUCGUCAGAAAUGUCAUAUUACUAUAAAAAAACGACGACAUCAAUAAAAAGCACUAAAAAUUUGUGGGGUUUUUAUCAAGGCUAUAAUUAUGCAAAAAUGUGUGAAACUGAAUUGGAUAAAUAUCCAGAACUACUUUACCAAUGUAUGAAGUGGAAAGCAGCUCUUCUAGAAACUGAUAUUUUCGAAGGUAACUUAAUAGUUGGUAAAUUACAAUUGGAUGACCUGAAAAAUACUCUUGACAAAAUAUAUGAACUGAAACAUUCGAAUAACAUUCCCGAUGACCCAUUCUUAUUAUAUUUAAAAGGAAGAUUAGUAUGCGAAAUAAAACUGCAAACAACUGGUGGAUUUGGUUUUAUUCAAAAAGGAAAAGAAUGGUUUUUUGGAAAUGUAAUAGAUCACAAAAAUGAAUCGAUCGAUACUUGUAUUUCUUAUUUAAAUGAUUUUGAGUCCAAUACUAGAAAUGAAGAAGGAUUCGUAGAAAGUAAACUUGCGUUGGGUAAAGCAUUUAUAGAAAAAAAACAGUUAAGUAAUGCCAUUUAUUGGUUAAAACAAGCAGUAGACUUGCCAACUAGAAACUCAAAGAGUGAAGUAAAAAAUCAAGAAGCUCGGGAAUUGUUGCAAAAAACCCAAUUUGAUUUUUACUCGUCCCCCGUAGUAUAUUAGAAAUAUUAAUAACCACAAGUGUUACACGUUUUUUUUUGCAAUAACUAUUUAAAUAAACAACUACACAUUUUUUUGAAAACAUGAAUUCAAUAUUUAGAUUUUACACUAAGUUAACAUUUAAGAGACCUAUUUUAAUUAAAAAGUUUAUACCUAGA